Chlamydomonas reinhardtii is the source of this 3017-nucleotide messenger RNA. RefSeq lists its product as uncharacterized. The record is from RefSeq and is a predicted model, not a curated record. The transcript is spliced from 10 exons. Bases 116 to 1585 code for a protein of 489 amino acids. Lineage: Eukaryota; Viridiplantae; Chlorophyta; Chlorophyceae; Chlamydomonadales; Chlamydomonadaceae.
AUGGAUCAUAUGCUCAUAAUGUUUCUACAUUAGGGCUCAACGCCCUCGUUGCCGUGUCAUCGAUUGUUGCACUUUGUUCAGUGCCAAGCUGUGCUGAGUGGUUGACCGCUUUGCAAUGGCUUCUGAAGCUCCAGCACCUGCGCCCGGCGCAGAGCACGUCAAGGUGCUGGGUAUUAACAUCAACCGAAAGAAAGCCGUGGAGACUGUCAAGGGGGCUGCUCUAGCUUACGUUGGUUUUAAGCUUGGCGUUGCCACGCUUAAGUUUAUUGGGCGCCGUCUUGGAGGCGGCAAGCGCAGUCCACAGCCGGGUGCACCCGGUCAGCAGGCGCGCGGCGGUGUUGCCUCCGCCUCCGCUGCCCCGGUCAACACCGAGCCGGGCGAGGAUACGUGGAACGUGGUGGACUCCCCGCCGCCCCCCAUACCCGAGGGCUACAAGGCUGUGGCCAAUGCCGUACUGCCGUGCACGCCACAGGAGCUGUACAACGUACUGAUCUCGGGGGCGACCGGCGGUACGGAGCUGUACAUCAAGCAGCACCGGGACAUCGGGCGGCAAUGGGACCUGGUGGCGAGCGGCUGGCGCCGCGCGGCGGCGGCGGCGGGCGUGGAGGGUGCGCCGGCGCCUGCCGCGGAGCCAGCACCUGACCACAGCCUGUUGGGGCCUAAGAACCCGUUUGAGUGGGUGUAUGGCGUGCCUGGCUCGGGUGGCUUCACUCGCGUGCUGACGUUCUGGACGCCCAAGAAGCCGCCGCAAACCAUGGACACACGUUGCGUCCAGCGGCAGCAGCUGUGUGUGUACCGGGGCGGCGUGCUGGUGUUCGCCACCGCCAUGAACAUGCUGGACAUUCCCUACAAGGAGUGCUUCACGGUCAACACCGCCUGGCGCAUCUCGCCCGGGGAGGCGCCCGGCACGUGCAGCCUUAGCAUCAACCUCAAGGUCCACUUCCUGCGCCGCCCCAUCGUGGCCGGCAUCAUCAACAUGACCACCUUCCGCGAGAGCGCCGCCUUCUUCUCCACCUUCGCGAACAACAUCGCACAGCACCUGGCGGGGCUGAGGGACGCGGCGGCCGCGCCGCUGCCGGCGCCGCUGCCGCUCCCGGGGCCCGCGGGCGCGCUGCGGGGGCUGCCUCGUGCGUCGCUGCCGGCCUCUGGCGCCGGCCGCUCCGGGCCGCUGGUGUCGCCCUUCGCGGCCAUGUCGGGUGCGGCGCUGCCGCCCGCCCCCACCGAGGCCGGCGGCCAGGCGCAGAGGCUGCGGCACACCAUGCCGGCGUGGAAGCAGCUCCGGGCGCUGGUGGUGUUCGCGGUGCUCGCCAUCACACUGCUGCACCAGCUGCACUUGGGCCAGGAGCUGGCGGCGAUCCGUGGCGGCGAGGCGGCGCCUGCACAAAGCACUGGCGGCGGCGGCGGCAGCGGCGGCCUGCUGUCUCAGGCGGGCGGGCUGGUGGCGGGCGCUCUGAGCCCGGUGGCAGGCGCCGCCGGCAGCCUCCAUGUCGUACUGCAGGCGCUGGUGGACCGCAUGGCGGGCGGCCGCGUGGCGAUGCCGGGUGGCGGUGGCGGGGCGGCAGCGCAGGGCGGGGCGGGCGUGUAGAGCACGGUAUGGGAUGGAGGUCGGAGGACUCGGGGCCGGGCGUGUGUGUGUGUAUGUGUGUGUGUGUUAAAGAGCACAAGGAAAACGUUGCGCAAAGAUGUGUGUGUGUGUGUGUGUGUGUAAGUGUGUAAGUGUGUGUGUGUGUGUGUGUGUGUGUGUGUGUGUGUGUCCAGGAUACCUGUUAUGCUCGGCAUGGUCCCAAAGUGGCCUUGUUAAUUUUAGUUUGGUGGAGUACGCAACGUAGCGUCGGUCGGGGCGGGCGACUUCCUUGCAAUCUUUUGAGGACGUGAUAGGGUUUUAGGGUUUGGCAGCUUGAGGAGCGCAAUUUGUUGCGGUAUCCUACUUGCGGGAAUUUGGCCUUUCGCUAAGUGGACAAACGCCACUGUGCCAUGCGUGAGCAGUCAUGGCUGCGAGGAAGAUUACAAGGGAGGUAGAAGGACGGGAGGCGGAGACGGCUGAUUAGCUGAACGACACGAGUAUCGUUUCGUUGUCGAGAGGCGAAGUGCCGUAAGCGCAUACUAGCACGAGCGGACGCGAGCGGGAAGACAUGCACUGCGGCACGGCUACACCACGAACUGUUGGUAGCACCACUGUGAGCCGGUAGCCGCUCCUGGUCCGUCCGUGCAGCUGACGGGCCUCGCUCUUUGCUCCGUGCAGAGCGCAUUGCCCCCUUGCCAUGCAUGGGGUCAUCGCCAGCUGGCCGUGCUUCCCUGACUGCGUCCCUCGCCUACAUGAAGGAACAAAGGAGCUUGCACAUGACUUAUUCUGAUGUUGGUCCCACUGCAGCUUGCCAAGCACGGUACUGUGUAUGAACACCAUGCGGCAGCCCGUCCCCUGCUGCACAGUGGAGAAGCAGGGCGUUGCUACGGGGCUUACAAGCUGCGCGUAGCUGGGUCAGGUCUUCGAGUUUGAGGAUUGAGACUGAGAGCCGCCAGGUUCAAGUAGGAUGCAGAGGGGCAUUGCGUGGAAAGACGCUCCUCGCUGCAGGGCGGGGGGCGACAUGUGUUUCAUACGGGUGCGCAGUGCUUGCAUCGGAUGGCGUACAUCACGUGUAAGUGCCCGCCUGCGGAGCCGACGAGCCGUGUAGACAGGUUUGGCAGGCUGCACCAAGGAUUUUUUGCGAUGUGGGAGCAGUAUCCAUUCAGGUAUGGUGUGCUCGCGGCCGGUCCACAUUGGUUUGGUGGCGUGCUGUCUGUGGUGGUCGGGGCGGGCUAGUGCCUGGCAAUCGAUAGCAGUGUCAGGGAUGGAAAGGAUGCGCAGGGAUGCGUACCCAGGUGGCCCAAGGAGGGGUUCGACUUGUUGCUGUGUGCGAGAAAUGGUUGAUUGGUUGCAUGGGGUAGGGUUACCUGUCGGACAGGUGCCGGACAUGAGGGCGUCAUGGCCCGCAAGACAUUCGUGCACGAAUCACAAUCGUCUGGACCGAUUGUUUUAA